AUGACAGAAGGUGAUGUAAUUACUAUAUUCUCGCAGUACGGCGAGGUUAUGGAUGUGAACCUACCGCGAGAUAAGACAACAGGAAAGCAGCGUGGUUUCGGCUUCCUCAUGUAUGAAGACCAACGUUCUACUGUUCUCGCGGUCGACAACCUCAAUGGUGCACAGGUUUUAGGCCGGACUUUGCGAGUCGAUCAUGUUCAGAACUACAAGCAACCCAAAGUCAAGGGUGAAGAUGGAGAGAUGGAGGAAGCUGCUGAGCAAAGUCUAAAUGCCAAGCCCCAAAUGAUUUAUGAUGAUGCUGAGGAGUCGGAUGGAGGUUCUGUGUCAUCGGCACCUUCGAUUGACCCCGAAGAUCCUAUGGCAAGUUACCUCCUUCAAAAACGGAGAGAGGAAAAGGCUCGCUCGAAGGGAAAGGAUAAGGAGAAGUCAAAACGAAAGCGUGAUAGGACGAAUGAAACUCCAGAGGAACGACGGGCACGAAAAGAACGCAAACGGGCCAAGCGAGAGGCCAAGGAGGGUGUGAAACGUGACCGCGACCAACAUACCUCCUCAGAUACCAAGCGACGAGACCACUCCAGAGAGCGUCGAGUUUAUGAGAAGAGGAACGGCUCCCUGGAACGUGAAGAUCGCCAUGGGCGUGACCGGUCUGAGUACGACCGUCCACGCCAUUCAUCCCGAUCGCCGAGAAGUCUACCAAAUUCUCACUUGCAGACCCCUUCGGCAGUCGCCGCGGUUGGAAGAUUUGCGUUCCCCCUUAAUCGCCUCUGUGAUAUCCGAUCUAAUCCACAAAUAUAUGGUCUCACUUUAGCAUUGGGGACAUACACAACAAUGGAGCAAGCCAGGCGCACUGACGUUGAUGAAGAGAACGCACCCCUUCUACCCGCUAGGAUCAAGUUCAGUUGGCGCAUGCUGAUCGUGCUCUUCAUAUAUACCGCCAUUGUCAAUGGCGCCUCGGAACUCGUGUGGCCGUUUAUAAACCAGUUGAUAGUCAACGUUGGGAUUGCUCCUGAUGAGAAAUCAGUUGGAUUUUAUUCGGGACUCAUGGUGGAUUUUGCCGCCGUUUUGCCGGGUAGCUUUGCUGCCGACCGCUGGGGCCGCAAAGUAGUGUUAUGCAGUACGCUAAUAGGAACUUCUAUUGGAUUGACUUUCUUUGGCACCAGUAAAACUCUGUUUUCCUUGAUAUUUUUUCGGUGUGUUGGGUAUGCUUUGGGGCCCCAACUUGGUUGGGCGACAACCGUUACCAUACUGGGCGAUGUUUCGGAUCCCAGCAACCGUGGAGUGGCAUUUUCAGCGGUGAAUGCCGCAUAUCGCGUUGGACAACUAUUCAGCCCGAUUUUCGCGAGCAUGCUUGCUCACCCAAAGGAUCGCUAUAAAUGGUUCCAAUCAGACUUCUGGGAUCGUUACCCAUAUGCUUUAUCUUGCUGGGCUGGCGCAGCGACCUGCAUUCUCGCCUUGGGUAUGACUAUAUGCUAUGUUCCUGAGACUGCUCCGAGUAUGCUGUAUCCGAAAUCAGAGGACUUUUCAAGCGAAGCGAUACCUCAAAGUAUCCAUACUAAGUAUUCGACGUCUGGACUAUCCCCUACACAUAUUGAAGACGAGACAGCGCCCGCUCGAAUGGUCCCUGCAACCAUGGAGCCGGUAACUCAUGACUUGACUAAACGACCCACAGCAGCAAUUUUCACCCCACACGUCGUCCAACUUCUAAUCUCGUCGUGGGUUAUGUAUUUUAUGACUAUGGGAUUCUUUUCGCUCUUCCCCCUAUGGGCGUUUACACCUAUUUCCAGCGGCGGCCUAGGUGCUUCUGAGAUAGCCAUCGGCUCUUUUAUCUCGGCUCGUGCCAUUGCUCAAUUCUUGGUGUUAAUUCCGUUUGCGUAUUUCGAAACGAGGCUAGGAGUUUAUCGCUUGUAUGCAUAUAGUCUGGCUGUGUACACCAUUUCGGGCGCAAUCGGGUUCCCUCUUCUUAAUGUGCUCGCACAAUCGGAUGGUAUUGCUUCCUUCAGGUUUAGUCUAGCAAUAGCGGUAUACUUUAUCUUAGGAGGUGCUGGAAAUUACUGCACAACAUGUAUGGUCAUAAUGAUCAACCAAGCUGCGCCGACUCCGUACGACUUGGCCCAACUUGUUGGCAUAUCACAAUCGGUGCUCAUGUUAGGCCAGUGCAUGGCCCCUAUCAUCGUUCUAUCAAUCUUUGAGUUCUCUAUCAAGAGCGGUCUGUUGGGAGGAAAUAUCAUCUGGAUAUUCUUAGGUAGUUGCUCUUUAAUUGCAUCUGUGCAUUCAUUUCAACUCAGGGCUCCAGUGUGUGAAGAAUAG
Messenger RNA from Rhizoctonia solani, 2307 nucleotides. RefSeq names its product major facilitator superfamily transporter. The record is from RefSeq and is a predicted model, not a curated record. The transcript has 15 exons. Gene Ontology annotation, cellular component: catalytic step 2 spliceosome; membrane; precatalytic spliceosome. Gene Ontology annotation, biological process: transmembrane transport; mRNA splicing, via spliceosome. NCBI's taxonomy places the organism in Eukaryota, Fungi, Basidiomycota, Agaricomycetes, Cantharellales, Ceratobasidiaceae. Gene Ontology annotation, molecular function: RNA binding; transmembrane transporter activity. The coding region runs from base 1 to 2307 and encodes 768 amino acids.